Molecule: messenger RNA, 1332 nt
Organism: Pteronotus mesoamericanus
Lineage: Eukaryota; Metazoa; Chordata; Mammalia; Chiroptera; Mormoopidae
Gene: GM2A
Product: ganglioside GM2 activator
Exons: 4
Coding region: 324-914 (196 amino acids)
Biological process (GO): lipid transport; ganglioside catabolic process
Cellular component (GO): cytoplasmic side of plasma membrane
Molecular function (GO): lipid carrier activity; enzyme activator activity
Source: RefSeq, a predicted model, not a curated record
CUCAGCUCCGCCCUGUCCCUGCACUCAGCCCCGCCCCUUUCCUUUUGGGCUCCACCUUCGCUCCUCUGAACUUGGGGGCUUGACGCCGACGCAGAGAAAAGGAGAUCAAGGAGGAACCUCGAAGGUGCGGAGUUGGGAAAGAUCUGUUCCAACUGAAGGCCUUGAAAUACCAGAUCGCAACGGGUUGGGACGAAUCUGGAAGUGACCGCGCUUAGCUUUGCAUCACAAUACACAGCUUUGCAUAACCAACUCUGACAGGCAUUUAAAGGCGUCGCUGCGGUCCCAGACCUUGUAGUCAUCUUCGCGCAGAACCACCUUUUGCAAUGAUGCCCGGGAUGCGGACUCCGCUCCUGAUCGCCCUGGGCUUGCUUCUCGCUGGACCUGAGGCCCUUGCAAAGGUCUCAAUGAAACAGUCAUACCAGGUCAGUAGCUUUUCCUGGGAGAACUGUGACGAGGGGAAGGACCCUGUGCUGAUCAAAAGCCUGAGUGUGGAGCCUAACCCCGUUGUGGAUCCUGGGAAUGUGACUGUCAGUGCCGAGACCCAGACGAGUGUCACCCUCCGUUCUCCUCUGAAGGUGGAAUUAAUUGUGCAGAAGGAAAUGGCUGGUUUGUGGGUCAAAGUCCCAUGUGUGGAACAAAUUGGUAGCUGCACCUAUGAAGACAUGUGCGAUAUACUUGAUAUUUACGUCCCCCCUGGAGAGCCCUGCCCAGAGCCCCUGCAUGCCUACGGGCUUCCCUGCCACUGUCCCUUCAAAGAAGGCAAGUACUCCCUGCCCAAGAGUGUAAUCACACUACCCCACCUGAACCUGCCUGGCUUGAUCAGUACCGGAAACUACCGCAUCCAGAACAUCCUAAGCAGCGGCGAGAAACGUCUGGGCUGUUUCAAGAUCAAUGUCUCUCUAGAGGCCGUGUAAUGUGGCACCAGCGACAGCAGGAUGAAGGGGUGUGAGGAAGGCGUCCCUCUUCCUCUGUCUUGUAUUUGUCAAGGCCAAAUUCUAAUUUUCUGUCCCCCUUCAAGCCCCUUCCUACGGUGAUGCUACUACCCUCACUGAAAAUCGUUUUGUGCCACUUACAUGUUAGGUGUGGGCAAGCGGCCUGAACCUAAGGUAGGGAGACCUUGGUUGCCCUUGACACCUCAGGACGUCUACCGGGCUGGCCACUCCGUGUUCCUCCUUACUGCUGUGGCUUUCUGUCUAAGAGCUUAACUCAUCUUCCAAACAGUCAAGAAAUAUGACGAACAUGUUUUGUGACCCCACGUUCGGACUGACCCAGUCUUGCUCUCCUGAAGUAUCUUUGUGAUUGUCUCAUUAAAUUUUUUUUUUUUGUCAUUAA